AUGAGCGAGGGCUGCUGUGGGCCAUGUCUGCGGCGCUGCUUCUUCGUGUCGGCGGCUACGGCAGGGGCGUGUAUUGCCAUGCCCCGCUUGUCCCUGCUGCCCAAGUUCGACUUGAUCCCGGAGCUACGAGUGUUUUUCAGCCUGGACAAAGAUGCCGGCAACGCCACGGGCCGCGAGGCCGACGAGGUAGCUAGCAAGGAGUGCUUGCCGCUUUGGGAAGCCUCUGCCUUUCAGCUGGGCUGGGACCAAGCAUGCGCAAACUAUCGGGGUUUCCGAGACGAGACCUGCCCGUUAUUUCGCGGCUCCCGGAUGGCCUCCGAUGCUACGCUCUUCCUGGAGGUCGCCAGACGCUCAGCGGACCAAAGCUUCCGCCCCAAGCUGGCGCGGCUCAAGGCGCGCUUGGCUGAGGCCCACCUCCAGAAGCGGCCCUUCAACGUCUUGGGCAUUGGCCCAUCGAACACGGCGGGGGUAGGGUGCACUGGCCAUGGCCUACGCUGGACGGACGCCUUGCAGUUCUUAUCGAACAGCUCCCAGCUGAAGCUCAAUGUGACCAACGCAGCGCGCCGGGCCAAGCCCUUCAAGGAGGCAUGGCCUUCCGUGCUGCAGCCCUACAAAGACACAGGCGCACUGGACCUGAUCAUCGUGGAUUUUGCGGUCACGGCGCAGGAUGUGCCGGCCAGCCGGCACCAGACCAUGCUCAUGCACCGUGCGCUGAACCAGUGGCGCAGCCCGCCGGCGCUGCUCUACUUCGAGACCUACACCGGGCGUGCCAUAGAAACCAUGCAGCAGAAGAAGGUGGACCAGUGCCUCUUCGCCGCAGACUUGGAGAACCUGGACCCUUUCUACGCGGUGCUGAAAUCCCUGGGAAUCCCCGUGCUCAGCUAUCCAGACAUCGCCUGUGAAAUGACUCGGGGCCAAGAGAUCCUUCCGCACGACAAGCGGAUCCCCUAUUUGUACUCAGUGGAAGCGAGCCAUCACUACUCCUGCGGCGUUCACCUGAUUCAGGCCCAGGCGAUGUUUCUCUACCUGAGCCGACUUCUCCAGGAGGCCUGCGACCACGGCUUCCAGACCGACUCCGACUCCGACUCCGACUCCUCCGACACGAGUCCGCUGUCGCUGGAGGACCAGUGCCAACUGUCGCUGGUGGACUAUUGGUCCUUCUUCAGCGGCGCUGGGUUUCCAGCCACGGUGGCAAAAGCUGACUCCGCGUGGAAGUUCGGGGCGGACCGUGCCGGGAAGUAUGGGUGGAUCGCGCACUGGGACGGAAAGUCUGUGGGGGGAGACACAGGCGGCAAGGUGCCAGACACCAAGAUCAAGUUCGCUGACCUGCCGCAGCACGACAUCCUGUUCCACGUGUCCAUGACUCUGGGCCUGGUGCUGGUGGAAUAUUUGUCCACCUAUGCGAACAUCGGCGCAGCUACCUGCCUUCUGGAGGAUCCAGCCGGCCACGCCGUGAGCGAAGCAGUGCGGAUCAACGCUCUCUGGAGCGAGAAGGUGUCCUUGUCUAGCCAGGUGACCUUGUCCGCAGACCUCAGCAAACUGAAAGACCGCGGCAAAAAGCGGGCGGUGGUCCGAUGCAAGAGCGAGGGCCAGAAAUUCAAGAUCCUUGCGAUCUCGAGCUGCUGA
This is a messenger RNA of Effrenium voratum, 1626 nucleotides long. The record is from the annotation of a GenBank genome assembly. Lineage: Eukaryota; Dinophyceae; Suessiales; Symbiodiniaceae.